CCUCUCUCUCCCAUGUUUCCUCCAAUCCAUCUGUAUAACAGGCAGGUGCUGCGUCACUGGCCCGUCUUGCUGAGACAAUGCAGGAUUAUCACACUCUGAGGUAGCCGCAAUCGGGGUACCCCCAGCUCUGUACAUCAGACAGCAGGAAUGGUUUUCUGUUGCUGAUUGGCUGGCAGUAGUGAGAGUUUACGUUCCAGUUUGCCAGGCAGGAUGCGGUCAAAAUCCCGCAAAUCAGGAUCCCGACAGCAGAAUCCUGCCGGAGAAAAUCCCGCCCGAUCCUGCUGGAUGCCCAACUGCUUGUACACCACAUACGAGGAGAAGAUCCGGCCAUGUAUUGAUCUCAUUGACUCUCUGAGGUCCCUAGGGGUGGAGAAGGACCUGGCGCUACCGGCGAUCGCCGUCAUUGGUGAUCAGAGUUCCGGGAAAAGUUCUGUUCUGGAGGCGCUGUCUGGAGUCACCCUCCCCCGAGGCAGUGGUAUCGUCACCCGAUGUCCCCUAGAGCUUAAACUUGUGAAAGGUAAAAAUGGUUCAGAAUGGAAAGGAAAAAUCAGCUACAUGACAGUCAUCCAGGAGCUGGAGAAUCCCAUGGAGGUGGAGGAGGAAAUCAUGUACGCUCAGGACACAAUGGCUGGACCAGGUGUCGGGAUCAGUUCUAAUCUUAUAAGCCUUGAGGUGAUCUCUCCUGAGGUUCCCGACCUGACGCUCAUUGAUCUCCCUGGAAUUGCAAGAGUGGCUGUUGGAAACCAGCCAAAGGACAUUGGAGUCAAGAUUAAAGGACUCAUCAGAAAGUACAUUGAGAAGCAGGAAACCAUUUGCCUGGUUGUAGUCCCGUGUAAUGUUGACAUCGCUACAACUGAAGCUCUGGAGAUGGCUCGUCAGGUGGAUCCAAAUGGGGAGAGAACUUUGGGGAUUCUGACUAAACCUGAUCUAAUUGACAAGGGCACAGAGGAGACGGUCGUCAAUAUACUAAACAAUAACGCUAUCCACCUGAAGAAGGGAUACAUGAUUGUGAGAUGCCGGGGUCAGCAGGAGAUCCAGGACAGGCUCUCGCUGAUGGAGGCCAUCGAGAAGGAGAAGACUUUCUUUGAAGAGCACAAAUAUUUCUCUGUUUUUCUGAGUGAGGAGAAGGCCACUGUCCCAUUUCUAGCGCAGCGACUCACAACGGAACUGGUGGAGCACAUCAAUAAAUCACUUCCGAAUCUUGAAGGUCAGAUAAAAAGCAAACUUCAGUUAACAAGAGAUGAGCUACUGAAGUGCGGUAGAGGGGUACCCGAAAAUGAAGGUGACAAACUCACCUUCCUGGUGGAGAAAAUUCAACAAUUUAACCAGGACAUUGCCCGUGUCACAAAAGGAGAGGAAUUUGUGUCAGUAACAAAGACUCCAAAGCUUUAUUCAAAGCUUAGACGGCUCUUCAGUAAAUGGAAGAAUGAUCUGGACCAGUCCAUCAUGGAGUUUAACAAAGUGCUAAAAUGUGAAAUUGAUGAAUAUGAGAAGCUGCAUCGUGGGAGGGAACUUCCAGGGUUUAUUAACUAUAAGACCUUUGAAACAAUUGUUAAAGAGAGAAUCGGUUACUUGGAAGAUCCUGCAAUGAAAAUGCUAAAAAGUGCAAUGGAUAUUGUACACGACACUUUCAGCGACGUCGCAGGAUCACAUUUUAAGAACUUUCAGAAGUUUUGCAGAGUCACUAAGAACAAGAUUGAAAACAUGCGACAAGUACAAGAAACCUCUGCGGAUAAUCAGAUCAGAACCCAGUUUUUGAUGGAAAAGAUGGUCUACGCUCAAGAUCAAUCUUACACAGUUGAUUUAGAGGCCACCCAAGCGAAACCAUCUAACUUCGCAUCCAUUGUAGGCUAUGCUGAUCGGUCCUCUGCCAAAGAGAUGACGGCUCAUCUUAGAGCUUAUUUUAAAGGAGCAUCCGACCGCCUUUCCAAUCAGAUCCCCAUGAUCAUCCAGUUUUAUAUUUUGCGAGAACACGGGAAAAAGCUGCAGAUGGAGAUGCUGCAAAUACUGCAGAACAAAGACCAGCACGAUGAUCUUCUGAAGGAGACCAGAGAUCUUACCUGUACCAGGAACUCCCUGAAGCAGAGGAUUCACCGGUUGUCCGAGGCACAUAAGCGUCUGCUCCAUUUCCCAGGCUAAAGAAUGGACAUUCACUAACGUUGUACCGUCCAAUCACUGACGUUAUUCACAAAAGCAGAACGCUCCAUUCUUAGCUGGCCUGACAGGUGUUUGCACAAAUUACUUUCUUAUCUAUUAAGCAGUAAGUGAACCAUUAAUAGCCAAAAGCUCGAGUAAGGGGUAGUAAAACAAGAGGAAGCGCUGUUAAAUUAGGUUUGUGAUGGACUUCCAGCGAGCAGGGCGCCCAGCACAUAAUUACCUACUUUUGAAAACUAGAAUCAGGGAGAUUGUGCGGUACGCCACUGAGCGGGCGUGUCAUACUCUGCCCAAAGGGUGUGUCUAGUUCUACAAAUGGGCGUGUCUUUGCUUAAAUGCUUGGUGCGAGAUAUUUCUAUACAACAUUAGUAACAGUAUAUUUUGGGAAGUUUUGCAAAAAUCCACAAAUAUAGUGGCGGGUUAAUUGACUCACAACAAUAAUAACAAUAGCUUGAAUGUGUGUGCGUGUACAUGUGAUAGGGAAUAUAGAUUGUAAGCUCCACUGGGGCAGGGUGGGCUAUAUAAAUAACUGCAAUAUGGGUUACUUUUUAAAUGCAAUUUGACCUUGAGUGAAAUCGUCCUUAAACAUAUACGAAAAUUAUGAUUUUGGUGUAUUAAAUUUUAAUUUAUUGUAAA
This is a messenger RNA of Pseudophryne corroboree (corroboree frog), 2790 nucleotides long. RefSeq names its product interferon-induced GTP-binding protein Mx1-like. Gene Ontology annotation, cellular component: cytoplasm; microtubule; nucleus. The transcript has 14 exons. The coding region runs from base 211 to 2139 and encodes 642 amino acids. NCBI's taxonomy places the organism in Eukaryota, Metazoa, Chordata, Amphibia, Anura, Myobatrachidae. Gene Ontology annotation, biological process: defense response to virus. Gene Ontology annotation, molecular function: microtubule binding; GTPase activity; GTP binding. The record is from RefSeq and is a predicted model, not a curated record.